AUGCAGCGCGCUCUGUCUAACCGGGCUUCGGUCCUGUCGGCCGCUUCCAAGCGCGCCCCUUUCUAUCGCUCUGGACUGAACCUCCAGCAGCAGCGUUUUGCUCACAAGGAGCUCAAGUUCGGCGUCGAGGCUCGCGCCAACCUCCUCAAGGGUGUGGACACCCUGGCCAAGGCCGUUACUUCGACUCUCGGUCCCAAGGGUCGCAAUGUGCUGAUUGAGUCGCCGUACGGCUCUCCGAAGAUCACCAAGGAUGGUGUGACGGUCGCCCGGGCCAUCCAGCUUCAGGACAAGUUCGAGAACCUCGGUGCCCGCCUCCUCCAGGAUGUCGCCUCCAAGACCAACGAGGUCGCCGGUGAUGGUACCACCACCGCUACCGUCCUCGCCCGUGCCAUCUUCUCCGAGACCGUCAAGAACGUCGCGGCUGGCUGCAACCCUAUGGACCUGCGCCGUGGUAUCCAAGCUGCCGUCGAUGCCGUUGUUGACUACCUCCAACAGAACAAGCGUCCCAUCACCACCGGAGAGGAGAUCGCCCAGGUGGCCACCAUCUCCGCCAACGGCGACACCCACGUCGGUAAGCUCAUCUCCACCGCCAUGGAGAAGGUCGGCAAGGAGGGUGUCAUUACUGUGAAGGAGGGCAAGACUCUGGAGGACGAGCUGGAGGUUACUGAGGGCAUGCGUUUCGACCGCGGCUACACCUCCCCCUACUUCAUCACCGACCCCAAGUCCCAGAAGGUCGAGUUCGAGAAGCCCCUGAUCCUGCUUUCCGAGAAGAAGAUCUCCGCCGUUCAGGACAUCCUUCCCGCCCUGGAGGCCUCGACCACCCUGCGCCGCCCUCUGGUCAUCAUCGCCGAGGACAUUGAGGGUGAAGCUCUGGCUGUCUGCAUCCUGAACAAGCUGCGUGGCCAGCUCCAGGUCGCCGCCGUCAAGGCCCCCGGCUUCGGUGACAACCGCAAGAGCAUCCUGGGUGACCUGGGUGUUCUCACCAACGGUACCGUCUUCACCGACGAGCUGGACAUCAAGCUCGAGAAGCUCACCCCCGACAUGCUCGGCUCCACCGGUUCCAUCACCAUCACCAAGGAGGACACCAUUGUGCUCAACGGUGAGGGCAGCAAGGACUCGAUUGCCCAGCGCUGCGAACAGAUCCGCGGUGUCAUGGCCGACCCUACCACCUCCGAGUACGAGAAGGAGAAGCUGCAGGAGCGCCUGGCCAAGCUCUCCGGUGGUGUGGCCGUCAUCAAGGUCGGCGGUGCCUCCGAGGUUGAGGUUGGCGAGAAGAAGGACCGCGUGGUGGACGCCCUGAACGCCACCCGCGCUGCUGUCGAGGAGGGUAUCCUGCCCGGUGGUGGUACCGCUCUCCUCAAGGCCUCUGCCAACGGGCUAGGGAACGUCAAGCCCGACAACUUUGACCAGCAGCUGGGUGUCAACAUCAUCAAGAGCGCCAUCACCCGGCCGGCCCGCACCAUUGUCGAAAACGCUGGUCUGGAGGGCAGCGUCAUUGUCGGCAAGCUGACCGACGAGUUCGGCAAGGACUUCAACCGCGGCUACGAUAGCUCCAAGAGCGAGUACGUCGACAUGAUCGCCAGCGGUAUUGUCGACCCGCUCAAGGUGGUGCGCACCGCCCUGGUGGACGCCAGCGGUGUUGCUUCGCUGCUUGGCACUACUGAGGUCGCCAUCGUCGAGGCUCCCGAGGAGAAGGGCCCUGCCCCCGCCGGUGGCAUGGGUGGCAUGGGUGGUAUGGGCGGUAUGGGCGGCAUGGGCGGCGGCAUGUUCUAA
Penicillium lagena is the source of this 1773-nucleotide messenger RNA. It is a transcript of the gene hsp60, whose product is annotated as chaperone ATPase HSP60. Gene Ontology annotation, molecular function: ATP binding; protein-folding chaperone binding; ATP-dependent protein folding chaperone. Bases 1 to 1773 code for a protein of 590 amino acids. Gene Ontology annotation, cellular component: mitochondrial inner membrane; mitochondrial matrix. Gene Ontology annotation, biological process: protein refolding; apoptotic mitochondrial changes; protein import into mitochondrial intermembrane space. The record is from RefSeq and is a predicted model, not a curated record. The transcript is spliced from 3 exons. NCBI's taxonomy places the organism in Eukaryota, Fungi, Ascomycota, Eurotiomycetes, Eurotiales, Aspergillaceae.